This is a messenger RNA of Cladocopium goreaui, 492 nucleotides long. Lineage: Eukaryota; Dinophyceae; Suessiales; Symbiodiniaceae. The record is from the annotation of a GenBank genome assembly.
AUGGACAGCCGAAAGUUGAUCUUUUUAGACGUAGAUGGUGUCCUUGCCACUUCGCGACAGAUCCUCGAGCUCGACGAUGCUGGCUUGGUGCCACUGGAUGCCUCCUGCGUGCAGAACCUGGCAGAGGUUGUUCGUGACACUGGUGCAGAGAUUGUUGUCAGCAGUGCAUGGAGGAACGAUGGGCAGCUCUACCAGCACUUGCUAUCCAGUCUUGAAGUGCUAGGCGGACGAGACUUGGCCAUGGCGGUGGUGGGCACGACGCCAACCUUGCACCAGGGACGGGGCUUCGAGAUCGUGCAGUGGAUGGCAGAACAGCAGGUGCCUGAAUCGACAAGGCUUGUGAUUUUUGAAGACAGCCUUCAGCAUCACCACAACAUCGAAGCAGCUGGACUUGGGGCAGCGUUGGUGAAGACGGUCUUGGACCCGAACCUGGAAGAAGGAUUGACCAAGGGAGCUGCCGAGCAAGCGAUGCGUCUCUUGGGAGCCAAAUGA